Messenger RNA from Brienomyrus brachyistius, 2296 nucleotides. RefSeq names its product isovaleryl-CoA dehydrogenase (gene ivd). The coding region runs from base 108 to 1340 and encodes 410 amino acids. The record is from RefSeq and is a predicted model, not a curated record. Gene Ontology annotation, biological process: L-leucine catabolic process. Gene Ontology annotation, cellular component: mitochondrion. Lineage: Eukaryota; Metazoa; Chordata; Actinopteri; Osteoglossiformes; Mormyridae. Gene Ontology annotation, molecular function: 3-methylbutanoyl-CoA dehydrogenase activity; flavin adenine dinucleotide binding. The transcript has 12 exons.
CGGCUGGUUCCACACGUGACACGAGCGCCGCUGUUUUCCUUCACCGUGACCUUCCGCUGCGAUUAUUUACGUGUCGGUGCUGUUUUCAAGUUCGUGGAGUGUCCGGUAUGAUGCUAGCGGCGCGGAGAGCCUUGCAGUUCGGGAUCAGGUUCAGUGCGCUACCAAGGCGCGGUUGUGCCAGUGCGGUGCCCGUGGAUGAUGUUGUCAAUGGGCUGACCGACGAGCAAAUACAGCUCAGACAGACGGUGCGAAGGUUUUUUCUGGAAGAACUGGCCCCCCACGCGGAUGAAAUUGAUAAGAGCAAUGAAUUUAAAGGAAUGCGGGAGCUUUGGAAGAAGAUGGGUGAUUUGGGAAUCCUGGGUGUCACAGCUCCAGUGGAGCUGGGAGGCUCGGGAUUGGGCUACCUGGACCAUGUGAUCGUGAUGGAGGAGCUGUCGCGGGUGUCUGGCGCAGUGGCCCUCAGCUACGGCGCGCACUCCAACCUCUGCGUCAACCAGCUGGUGCGCAACGGCAACCAGGCCCAGAAGGAGAAGUAUUUGCCGAAGCUGUUGACAGGGGAGCAUGUGGGUGCCUUGGCCAUGAGUGAGUCCAAUUCCGGCUCAGACGUGGUGUCCAUGAAGUUGAAGGCCAAGAAGGAGGGUAACAGCUAUGUCCUCAAUGGUCACAAGUUCUGGAUCACCAAUGGUCCGGAUGCUGAUGUGCUCAUUGUGUACGCCAAGACGGAGCAGAAGAUCACCGCCUUCAUUGUGGAGAAGGGUAUGCCGGGAUUCAGCACCGCCCAGAAGCUGGACAAGCUGGGCAUGCGAGGCUCCAACACUUGCGAGCUGGUCUUUGAGGACUGCAAGGUGCCAGAGGAGAAUGUCCUGGGGUUACUCAACAAGGGCGUGUACGUCUUGAUGAGCGGGCUGGACCUGGAAAGGCUGGUACUGUCCGGUGGACCUUUGGGCAUCAUGCAGGCCGUAAUGGACCAUGCCAUCCCGUACAUCCAUGUCAGAGAGGCUUUCGGACAGAAGAUAGGACACUUCCAGCUGCUGCAGGGCAAGAUGGCAGACAUGUACACGCGGCUGAGCUCAUGCCGCCAAUACGUCUACAACGUGGCUCGCGCCUGUGACAAGGGACAUUUCAGUUCCAAGGACUGUGCUGGAGUCAUCCUCUUCUGUGCAGAGAAUGCGACGCAGCUCGCGCUGGAUGGGAUCCAGUGCCUGGGGGGCAACGGAUACAUUAACGACUACCCCAUGGGGCGCUUCCUGCGUGAUGCCAAGCUAUACGAGAUCGGGGCCGGCACCAGCGAGAUCCGCCGAAUGGUCAUUGGCCGGGCCUUCAAUGCCAUGUACAAAUAAGCCACCUUGGGUUUUGGGGGUGGGGGAGGGGUGGGGUCAAAUGAAACUCAGGCUCUGAGGCCUCACAGAUAGCUACACUUUUUCCCGAGGGGUACUUCAGCUGAGACUUGGACAGCUGUGGGGUUCUUAUAAUGUCAGUAUGACUCUGGCGGGAGGGAGCCCCCCUCGCCUACUGCAGUGAGAAGGGGGGCAGCUGUUCAGGAGUGGGAACGGCUUCCUCGGGCAGUUCCCGUGAAAGUUGGGUGGUAUGUUACACCCCCGCUUUCACUCCUCGCCAUCGUCCACCACGGACGGGAGAUUGCUCACAUUGAAAGGUGACUUCCUCCUAAACUGGUCCUGCAAAGAUAAUCUGUAAACAGCCUGCCCUCUGACAUCUCCUCAUGGUUUCUUUUCUGGGAAAUCAUUUCCCAUAAUCCACAUCGAUUCCCUGCAUAGAGACUUUCACCUCAUAUAAACCACCGCCCCCCCCUCAAUGAUAUUAUUUGAAGAGAAACCUGAGAUCUCUUAAAUUUUACAUGCUGUUGUUUUGGUCUUUAAAUAUAGUUUCUCCCUUUGUGAAACCCAUCUGACCUCAAUAUAAACAAGGACACAUCACUUUAUAUGCUCGGCGGUUUGGUUCACGGGUUUUUCCCUGUAAUGAGGAAGUGCGGCCAUCUCCAUCAAUGAUGGGAAGCCCUCGAAGAAUUAUUUCUUUUGUGUGACUGUAAAAUCUAGUCGUAAAUGAAUCAGCCGAGCUUCCAGAUCAAUUAAUGGAUAUUUGUACCUCGCACACACUAAAAUGUCGUCAUUAUAGGGUUAAAAACCACGUCCUCAUUUGAUGUGCAGCUUCUGUAGUAUCUUCUUUUAAUCAGUAGUUAGGAAAAAAAGAGCUACAGUACCCAUGUAUAAUAAUAAUGAUGAUGAUGAUGAUGAUAAUAAAUAGUUGAGUCCCAAUAAAACCUGAAAUGUACUUCUAA